AUGACGCAGUAUUCCUUGGACAGCAGAGACGUCCGCAAUCAGGGCUUCUGGCAGCGCCACAACGACAAGCUCAAUUUCCUCUUACAUCCGACCCUUAGCCGCGUAGACGCAGCAAUACCAGAGAUGUCGUCGUACCUGCAGAAGCUGAAAAGGCAGUCCAAGCAAUUCAUGCCACAGAGUGAAGGAAAGAAGGCAGACACUGCUCAAGUUCAAGAAGCCACCAAAGCCCCGGAGCCACCAAAGAUUCAAGAACCCGCGACCACAACUGCCGGACCCAGUGGACCCGUGCCGACGGCGCCUACGCCAACCGUGGCAGAACCCGCCGACCACACCGAAGCAGAGCCCGUAUUGGAUGAGGAGGACCAGGUCUUCCUAGAGCGCCUCGCAGCUAUCGCAUCAGAGCCUGAAGGAGAGGCUCCUCCUCUGCCCACAAGGCCAGUGGAGGUGACCGAAGCUCAAGAGAAGAAGAUGAUGGGAAGAGACCCGCAAGUGGCGCUUCUCGACGGCGCCGAAAAGCUGCCGCUGCCCACGAGUCCUCCAGAGGUUCCAGCAGAGAGCGGUGAGAAGGGCAAGGAGAAGGCAAAGGGUGGGCUGGACAGGAAGAAGAGCGUCAUGUCAUAUUUCUCGCUCGACAGGUUCAAGAAGGGAGAGGACAAGGUCGGCAAGGACAAGACCGAGAAACUGAAUGCAAAGGACAGAUCAAAAAUGGCGGAUGACUUGCAAUCUGCUGCUGAAGCCGCCAAAGCCGAUGAGCAGGAGGAGCAGAGGAGGGAAAACAAGGAGCUCACCGACGUCCUCGACCAGCUGAACCUUUCAGCCGUGAACAACCGUGUCUUCUCUUUCACCAAAGAAUCUGAAGAGUUGCUCAACAAGUUUACCCAAGUGCUCAAGGAUAUCAUCAACGGCGCACCCACAGCAUACAACGAUCUCGAGAAGCUGUUCACCGAUUACGACGCGCAAUUAAAGAAAAUGUACGGCGGCUUGCCUCCGUUCCUGCAAAACAUGGUCAAGAGCUUGCCUGCCAAAUUGACCGCCACACUAGGUCCGGAGCUGCUAGCUGCUGGGGCCGAGAAACCUGGCUUCGAUGCAAAGACUGCUGGAGCAGGGACCAAGAGCAAGAAGUCGAAGAUCCCUGGUCUUCCGACUAUCCCGAGCUUAAAGAGUCUGGUGACGGCCCAAGGCGCUGUCGCGACUGCGCUGAGGAGUAUCGUCAACUUCCUCAAGUUCCGCUUUCCCAUGUUGGCGACAGGAACGAAUCUCAUCAUGAGUUUGGCUGUGUUCCUCUUGCUCUUCGUGUUCUGGUACUGCCACAAGCGUGGUCGCGAGACCCGUCUCGAAAAAGAACGCCUUGCUGCUGACGAAGGCGAAUCUGCCCGCGCAAGCAGUGCCUCUUCUAUUAAUGAGGAUGCAGACUCCAUCUUUGGAGAAAAGCCAAAGCGCAAGCCUGUUGCAUCUAGUGUGGCGACUGAGCAGCCCACUGAGCCCUUGAUCAUCCAGGAUAGCAAUCAGAAGCGCGAUGACGCAGCUGCCGCUGUCGCUGAUAUGCCAAGUGGCGGAAAAGCUCCUGGGCCAGCAUAG
This is a messenger RNA of Parastagonospora nodorum SN15, 1578 nucleotides long. RefSeq lists its product as hypothetical. Lineage: Eukaryota; Fungi; Ascomycota; Dothideomycetes; Pleosporales; Phaeosphaeriaceae. The coding region runs from base 1 to 1578 and encodes 525 amino acids. The record is from RefSeq and is a predicted model, not a curated record. The transcript is spliced from 4 exons.